Molecule: messenger RNA, 855 nt
Organism: Nylanderia fulva
Lineage: Eukaryota; Metazoa; Arthropoda; Insecta; Hymenoptera; Formicidae
Gene: Sptr
Product: Sepiapterin reductase
Biological process (GO): tetrahydrobiopterin biosynthetic process
Molecular function (GO): sepiapterin reductase (NADP+) activity
Source: RefSeq, a predicted model, not a curated record
UAUAAGACACCAUGUCGAUUGAAGCACUAUCUGGAAAGGUUUUCCUGGUGCUAACUGGUGCUUCUCGUGGUAUUGGUCGUCAAAUCGCAAUAACAUUCGGAUCGCUAUUACAAGAAGGCUCGCAUAUGGUUUUGUUAGCAAGGAAUCUGAGUGGUCUACAAGAAACUGCGAAAAAUAUACCUUCUAAAGUGACAGUUCAUACUGUCAGUAUAGAUCUUGGUGAAGGGACGAAAUCCGAUUUUGAAAGGACUAUACUGGAAUGUCUAAAGGAAACCACUCGCGAUGCAUUUGACCGAGUGGUCGUAGUGCAUAAUGUAGGCACGAUUGGUGAUGUUUCAAAAUUUCUAAAUGAGAUGUUGGAUGUAGAUGAAUGGAAACAGUUUUACACCUUAAAUUUUUUCCUGCCUGCUGUUUUAAACGCAGUGAUUAUGAAUUUGUUUGACAAUAGCACUAAAAAACUGGUCAUAAAUAUUACAUCUUUAUAUGCAAUUCAAGCCAAUGCUGCCUGUGGUUCUUAUUGCUCAGUAAAAGCAGCACGAGAAAUGUAUUUUAAGGUCUUUGCUUUGGAAAAUCCUGAUGUUAACGUCUUAAGUUAUUCGCCAGGACCUGUCAAAACAGAUAUGUUUCACUACGUUGUUGAAGCAAUUGCCAAUCCUGACACUAAAAAAACAUUGAAACACUUGCAUGAAACCAACACUGUAUUGACUACAGAACAGACAGUUAAUCGUCUUGUGGAAGUAUUAAAAAAACAUAAGUAUAAGGCUGGCGAUCAUGUGGACUAUUUCGACGACAUUUAAAGCAGCAGCGAUGGUAAUAAUAUCUUAAUAUUAAAAAAUAUAUAUACAGAAGAAAUAA